Molecule: messenger RNA, 4255 nt
Organism: Betta splendens (Siamese fighting fish)
Lineage: Eukaryota; Metazoa; Chordata; Actinopteri; Anabantiformes; Osphronemidae
Gene: map4k2
Product: mitogen-activated protein kinase kinase kinase kinase 2
Exons: 31
Coding region: 247-3090 (947 amino acids)
Biological process (GO): protein phosphorylation
Molecular function (GO): ATP binding; MAP kinase kinase kinase kinase activity
Source: RefSeq, a predicted model, not a curated record
CGCGUCGGACGUUUUCACAGUGCACGCGUUCUGCUCAUGCGCCGCCGGCAGACGCUCGUCGAGAGUCGCCGAGAGCGGAGUCGCGCGUCUGUGCCCUGUGUCGCUCGGUGGAUGUGGAUGCCCGCGUUGGUCCCGUCGCAACUCGUCGCCUCCGCCCGCCUCCGCUGAGCAGGCGGCGUGCACGCGCCGGGAUGCGCCUGUAGACCGCCCGUCGCACUCAGCCGCAGCGCCCCGGGGCGUCUCAGCAUGGACAGGAUAGGGGUGUCGUUCCUGGACCCUCUGGACGACUACGAGCUGAUCCACCGGAUUGGGUGCGGCACCUACGGAGACGUGUUCAAGGCUCGUAACAUCAGGACGUCUGAACUGGCAGCCAUCAAGAUCGUGAAGCUGGACCCCGGUGAUGACAUCACGUCCAUCCAGCAGGAGAUCACGAUGAUGAAGGAGUGCAAGCACAAGAACAUCGUGGCCUACUUCGGCAGCUACCACAGGUGCCGCGCGCUUCCGGCCUCUCGCUUCAGACGGGGCGGAAUUCUUGGAAGUGUUGGUGCUCUUAAAUCUGCGGAAUCCGACUUCUGCUUUAACCCACACUGCUGCUGGAUUCGCCUCCCACUCACCCCAGUGUCCAGUCAGCCAAGUCUUGGUUUGAUGUGGCAAUCAGAGCAUCUGGCUGAAUGUUGUACUGCUGUUUUUGUGUUUUCUUGCUUGUCCACGCGUGACCGCUCCGCGUCUCGCUGCAGGAACACCAAGCUGUGGAUCUGCAUGGAGUACUGCGGCGGAGGGUCGCUCCAGGACAUUUACCACGUGACAGGCCCUUUAAAGGAGAAGCAGAUAGCGUUCGUGUGCAGAGAAACCCUGCAGGGUUUGUAUCACCUGCACGAAACGGGCAAAAUGCACCGAGACAUAAAGGGAGCCAACAUCCUUCUGACAGAGCGGGGCGACGUGAAGCUGGCUGAUUUCGGCGUGGCCGCAGAGAUCAGCGCGUCGGUGGCGAAGAGGAAGUCUUUCAUAGGAACCCCGUACUGGAUGGCGCCGGAGGUGGCCGCCGUGGAAAAGAAGGGCGGCUACAACCACCUGUGCGACAUCUGGGCCGUCGGGAUCACCGCCAUCGAGCUGGCCGAGCUCCAGCCGCCCAUGUUUGACCUCCACCCCAUGAGAGCGUUGAUGCUGAUGUCCAAGAGCAACUUUCAGCCUCCGAGACUAAAGGAUAAGUCCAAGUGGUCAACGGGGUUCCAAAGCUUCGUGAAGAUGUCUCUCAUUAAGAGUCCGCGUAAAAGGCCCUCGGCCGAGACCCUGCUGCAGCACCCGUUUGUGACGCAGCUGCUGACGCGCAACCUGGUCAUCGAGCUGCUGGACAUGGCCAACAACCCCGAGCUGCACUCCAGCCCCCUGGACGCGCUGGACGACAACGAGCUGGAGGUUGGGAAGACGGCUCCCGAUAAGAUUCAAUCGGCCGGGAAGCACCUGAGUGUGGAGAGGACGCUGUCGGAGGAGCAAUUCGACCAGAUGAAGUUCGGCCCCCCGCUGAGAAAAGUCACGGAGCCCUACCCUGAUUUGGGCUGCUACGACGACUGGAGUCUGUCUGGAGAGGAAGACAGCUCACCGAGCCUGUUGGAAUGUGUGGAGCAAGCUCUGCAGCUGAGGAGUUUAACCAUCAGGAGGGCGCCAUCUACUGACGGAGGCAGGAAGGCCGGUUUGUUCACUCCCACCACAGCCUCUCUGCCGCCUUUAAGCGCUUUAACCCCCAGCUCGGAGGACCGGGACCCCACGCUGAGACCCAGCUGCACCCUGGGCCCCGACGCCGUCAUCCAGGCUGACGCCACCUCCACCACAGUGCUGGCCAGAUGCUCGGCCACGCAGGACAUCCGGCAGCGCUGCGAUCCUGGUCCGCCGUCGGCCGGCGCCGACAGGAAGAAGGCCGCGGCCACGUGCUCCCAGAAAAGGGACACGCCUCUAUCACCUGAAUGGAGCACGCUGAGGCGAAAGACCGAGGACUCUAGGGCUGACUGUCAUGGACUUCCUCCCACCCCUCAAGUCCAUAUGGGAGCCUGCUUCUCCAAAGUCUUCAACGGUUGUCCUCUCAAAAUCCACUGUGCUGUCACCUGGAUUCUACCCAAAACGAGAGAUCAGUACAUGAUUCUCGGGGCGGAGGAGGGCAUCUACACCCUGAACCUUAACGAGCUUCAUGAAGAUACACUAGAGAAGCUGCUCCCACCGCGCUGCACGUGGCUCUACGUGAUGAACAACGUGCUGAUGUCCGUAUCAGGGAAGUCGUCCCAGCUCUGCUCCCACAGUCUGACGGCUCUGUUCGAGCAGAGGGGACACGUGCCGAAGAAGCCCAGCAGCCUGUCCCUCAGCACCAACCGCUUCGCGGAGAGGAUCAGCCACAGAAAGUUUGCCAUAUCCGCCAAGAUUCCCGACACUAAAGGCUGCAGGAGGUGUAGUGUUGCUAGAAAUCCAUACACGGACAGCACGUUUCUAUGCGGAGCGGUUCCGUCUGGGCUGGUCCUGCUGUUGUGGUAUGAGCCCCUGCAGAAGUUCAUGCAUCUCAAGCACAUUCCAAUCAGGCUCCCGGACCCUCUGCCGGUGUUUGAGCUGCUGGUGCUGAUGACAGACGAGUUCCCACAGCUGUGUGUCGGGGUGAGACACUGCAGCAACGGCACCGGCCAGCAGCUCAAGUUUGACAUCAUAGAGCUGAACGGCGCGUCUGCCUCGGCCCCAGACAGCGGAGCCCUCAGGGCAACACAGGUGACCCAGCUGGACCGAGACACCGUUCUCGUCGCAGUGGAGCACACCGUGAAGGUGCUGAACCUCCAAGGGCUUCCAUCCAAAGAGCUGACGGCUGAAAUGCUCUUUGACUUCCCCAUCGAAACGUUAGUUUGCCUGCAGGACAGCGUGCUGGCGUUCUGGAAGCACGGCCUCAAAGGGAAGAGCUUCCCUUCAAAUGAGGUAACGCAAGAAAUUACAGACGAGAGUCGGGUAUUCAAAGUUCUGGGAACAAACAGGGACAUCAUCCUUCAGAGCACGCCGACCAAUGAGCCUUCAGCCCUGAGCAACCUGUACGUCCUAACUGGCCAUGAAAGCAGCUACUGAGUAAACGGGCUGCAGAUGAAGGCGAUGUGCAGCACACACCAGCACCGACUGCUCCCACUAACCUGUGACGGACUUGUAUGAGCAUCAGGACCUGCUCAGACUCAAACACAUGUAGAAGACUAAGAGACUACACACAGCUCUUGUCUCCAGCCUACGCCACUGUGUGGCUGUAACACAUCACCUUCUGAAUCGGUGUAAAUGAGGAAUGUAGUUCUGAAGCUUUUGGUUCUACUGUUGAAACAGAACCAGAGACCACAUGAGAAUUAUUACGCUAAAAAACACAGCAGCUCAGAGUCCUGCAGCGUUUAAAUGUUGGUACUGCAGCACUUCACUACUCUGUGCUCAUGUCAUGUCAUGGCUCCAUCUAAUACAUCAUCACUUUAUUAUAAAGGGGAGCACCAUGAUAUUUCUGAAGGAAAGGCUUGAAGAGCAUUUCAUCUACCUACCAACAAACGCUGCCAAGUCAUAAAGCAUUUUUAAUGUCAUUAUCCAUCUGUAGCGUUCAUCACAUGCUGACCUGAAUGAAGGAAAUAAUUUCACCAGGAGAGAAUCACCAACCUCAAAUCACGAAUACUGACAAAUUUAUUAUAAUGUUUUGAGUAGUUAUUAAAAAAUCAGUACAUUAUUAACCUGAGUUUUUAACAAUCACUGAUCACUUUUAGAGAAGCAAAAUAAAAAUAUUUAGUCACAGUCAGUGCGUGAUGUCAUAUUAGUAUUUGAACGUCAUUAAGAAGCCACAGUGCAACAUGCAUUACCAUACACACACGGACAGCAUUCUAACUUGUAGUACACGAAAGUACUUCAGAUUUGUGGUGGAAAGCAGCUGAAUGUGAUGUUGAGUACUACAGUAAAUGCACAUUCAACGUACUAUUAUUACAGUGCAUCAGAGACCAUAAUACAGCUCACACGUGGCGUAGGCUGCCUUAUCAUAUUACCACGGUGCCAUAGAGAUUCCACUACAUCAGAGUGUUGUGUGUUAUGAUAUUUAUGUUAUUUAUGGAAAGGGACGACGCCCUUUUCUUGCUAGAUACUUGAAAGACUAAAUAUGCAUAUGGAUAUUUGUUUUAGGAUGUUUUUAUUUUUACGCUAAUGUAAAUAAAUGUUAUGUACAUAACAGUACAGUUGCUCCUGCAGUGUGGGCCUACUGUAAUACACCAAAUAAACA